Molecule: messenger RNA, 492 nt
Organism: Wallemia ichthyophaga EXF-994
Lineage: Eukaryota; Fungi; Basidiomycota; Wallemiomycetes; Wallemiales; Wallemiaceae
Product: 30S ribosomal protein S12
Exons: 3
Coding region: 1-492 (163 amino acids)
Biological process (GO): translation
Cellular component (GO): small ribosomal subunit; ribosome
Molecular function (GO): structural constituent of ribosome
Source: RefSeq, a predicted model, not a curated record
AUGUCACUUGCAAAUUCAUUCUUGAGGUCUUUCGCUUCAUUGAAUCUACGUACUCAAGUACACGCUCAUCCUUCAGUCCUUACUCGGCGGUCGAUCUCAUCCACUGCCACCAACUUUGCUACCUUGAACCAAAUCAUGAGAGGAGCUCGUAAAUCAUUCCCCAAGGUUUCAAAAGCACCAGCAUUAGAAAAAAACCCUCAAAAGAAAGGAGUCUGUACCAAAGUUUACACUACUAAGCCCAAGAAACCAAAUUCAGCUAUCCGUAAAGUAGCACGUGUAAAGCUUUCGAAUGGAAGGGUAGUACGUGCGUACAUACCUGGUGAAGGACACAAUCUGCAGGAGCAUAGUGUGGUUUUGUUGCGCGGUGGCCGUACGCAAGAUCUUCCCGGUGUUCGAUACAAGAUUAUUAGAGGCGCUUUGGACUUCAGCGGUGUCGUCGGUCGUGCUAAUGCUAGAUCCAAGUAUGGUUCUAAAAAACCAAAAGAAAUUUAA